Molecule: messenger RNA, 1719 nt
Organism: Arabis nemorensis
Lineage: Eukaryota; Viridiplantae; Streptophyta; Magnoliopsida; Brassicales; Brassicaceae
Source: the annotation of a GenBank genome assembly
AUGGCGUCGAGGCCCGGAGCUCUGACGGAGUGGCCAUGGAGUCCCCUUGGUAGCUUUAAGUACCUCUUGGUGGCGCCGUUGGUGAUAGCGAGCAUGCACUCGUACGCGACCUCUGAGGACGAGGAGAAAGACCUUGGGAGACUGCUCAUAGUGGCGUUGAUGCUGUGGAGAAUCGUUCACAGCCAGAUAUGGAUCAGCGUGUCCCGUCAGAGGACUGCCAAGGGGAGGAAGAAGAUCGUGGACAAGCCCAUCGAGUUCGAGCAAGUGGACCGAGAGCGAACCUGGGACGACCAAAUCAUCUUCAACACUCUCCUCAUGUACCUCGCCAACAUCAAGCUCCCAGGAUCCUCUCGCCUUCCCCUCUGGAGACCAGACGGAGCCAUCCUCAUGGCUCUCCUUCACGCUGGCCCCGUCGAGUUCCUCUACUACUGGUUCCACAGAGCUCUCCACCACCACUUCCUCUACUCUCGCUACCACUCUCACCACCAUUCCUCCAUUGUCACCGAGCCCAUCACGUCUGUGGUGCACCCCUUCGCCGAGCACAUCGCCUACACUCUACUCCUCGCCAUACCCAUAGUAACGGCGUCCCUCUGUGGGAUCCUCUCCAUUGUUCCCGUUAUUGCAUACCUUACUUACAUAGACUUCAUGAACAACAUGGGGCACUGCAAUUUCGAGAUGUUCCCUAAGCGUCUCUUCAACCUCUUUCCUCCCCUCAAGUUUAUCUGCUACACCCCUUCGUUCCAUUCACUACACCACACGCAGUUCAGGACCAACUACUCUCUCUUCAUGCCAAUCUACGAUUACAUCUACGGGACGACCGACAAGUUGAGCGAGACGUUGUACGAGAGGUCGUUGGAGAGAGAGGAGGAAUCACCGGACGUCAUCCACCUAACCCACCUCACCACGCUCGACUCCAUCUACCAAAUGCGCCUUGGCUUCCCGUCCCUCUCAUCUCGCCCCUUGUGGUCUCAACCCCCAUGGUACCUCACCUGCUUCAUGUGGCCCUUCACUCUCCUCUUCUCAUUCGUCCUCACCUCCGCUCUCUCCUCCCGCACCUUUGUCUUUGAGCGAAACCGUCUCCGUAAUCUCACCCUUCACUCUCACCUCCUUCCCAAAUUUGCCUUUCACUAUAAAUCGCAGCGCCACCGUGAGUCCAUCAACAAUACCAUAGAGGCAGCUAUCCUUGAAGCAGAUGAAAAGGGUGUGAGAGUGAUGAGUCUUGGGCUGAUGAACAAUAGGGAGGAGCUAAACGGGUGUGGACAAGUGUACGUGCAAAAGCAUCCGAAGCUGAAGAUGAGGUUAGUGGACGGAAGCAGCAUGGCAGCUACGGUGGUGGUCAAUAGCAUUCCCAAGGGAACCAGGGAAGUUGUGUUUAGAGGAAAUCCAACAAAGGUUGCUUCGGCCGCUGUCUUUGCUCUAUGCCAAAGAGGCGUCAAGGUGGUAGUGUUGCGCGAGGAAGAACACAACACGCUCAUCAGAUCUGGGGUCGUCAAGAAUUUGGUAUUGUCUACAAACAAUUAUUACUCCCCAACGGUGUGGUUGGUUGGGGAUGGGAUAGGGAAAGAAGAGCAGAUGAAGGCAAAAGAAGGAYCCCUUUUUGUUCCCUUUUCUCAAUUCCCACCUAACAAACUCCGCAAAGACUGUUUUUACCACUCCACUCCAGCAAUGCUUGUUCCCAAGUCUGCUGAAAACAUCGACUCCUGUGAGGUACAGCUUUGA